CCUAAAAAAUUCUCAAGGUUUGAUUUUUAGAUUUUCCUUUUAAAAUAAGUUCAAAAUAUUUUUCGAGAUUUUAUCAAUGCACCUUUUCAUCACUUUUCAAGAGAAAUUAACCAUACCAGGGAUUUGGGAAAAUAAACUUCAGCAACUGGAUUUCUCUGCGACUUGGUCCAAGCCCAGUAAUAAAAGCCGAUUGCACCCGUCCCGCCCUUAUAUCUAUUCAAAAAAGCCCCAUCAUCUCUCGGUAAAAGCAAACGGUGAUGGAAGGGAGGGAAGCUCAUAUUUGGAGUUUACAGAGAUCGAGACCACCACUGACUCGAUCGAUAACUGGGUUAUCUUCCAUGUCACUAGAAGCGUUAUAGGUUUUGUUCUCUAUAUGCAUCAGAAAAUCCCUUCUUUAUCCGUUAGACGAGAUCACCUUAGCAGAAUGAGAGAGGUGAAGUGUGGGAUUAGGAGACUGGAGAAAUUGGUGAACACGGGGGGUGGGCUCGAGAGCGUGUUGCCACUCAUAAUUAGUGAGGUUUUUUGCUUUGAGGAAGUAAUUUUAGUGCUUGGAGCUAGUCCAAUACAGCCCCAGCAUGUACAUGAAUCGUGUUUUUUGCGUGGAAAUGUUGUCGCAGGCGAUGAUGGUGGUUUCACUAAAAGCAAAGUUGCAGAAGGGCUUCAAGAAAGGUUUUGUGAGAGUGUGUGUUUUGUUUGUGGUCUCAUAAAGGCAAAUUCGAAAAUAUUUGAUAAUGGUUUAUACUUUAAAUGUCUUUCAACGGCUGCUCGUGCCUUGAUCUCAAAGGGUGCUGGAUCAAGUUCCUAUCCGGGUCCUACUAAAUUGUUUCUGUUGGUGAAAGCUCCAGCUUCUUUCAAUUUGCCUCUGCAUUUUCUUCCAAAACGUGACUUCAGAUACUGUAAAAAGGCGUGGAUUGGGCUACACAAAUAGCAAAAUAGAUUUACUCUUAGUUGCAUGUCUUACAUUCUAUGAUAUCAAAGAUCACUUUAAGAAACAAUCACUAACGCAACCAUAACAACAUCAAGCAUCCUACUUAGCUCAGAAAUGUAAAUCCACCUUUUUUAACCUUUGAAUUGGCUAAUAAUGUUUUGAUCUUUGCUCUACGCUUAGAGAAAAUCAUGUUAAUGUAGCAAUGAAUUUCAUACAAUUACAUUAAUUUUGGCUGCAUUCUGUUUAUUGAAUGCAUGCGCCAUCCUGACCUUGACAGUUCUCAAGCACAUCUUUUCUUCAACUGUUGAGCAUCAUUGUAUGAAGUUCUGUAGCCAUUCAUGUGUGUCUUUCUACAUUACGUACAAUAUCCUGCAAGUUCUCUAUCUGAAGCCUUGAGGACGCAUUCGUAAACAAAAAAAAAAUCUUCUUGACAUUUUUGGAUUAAUCAAAAUGCAGUAUAGCUGAGAUCAUAAUAUCAGUGCUUCUCAUCCGUUGUAUUGGUGGGAGCACUAUUGUAUUCAUACUCUGACUCCUCUAUAUUACGAGCAGCAUGCAUCAACAUCAAAUUAUUGUUUUAUUUGAUUACUUUCUUGUUUUUUUAGCAGAUUGUGCCUUCCAGACUGCUGUUUUGAUAUAAUUAAUAGUUUUUGAAUUAUCUGACCUUGUGAGCUUCAAGUUUAGUAGAUGAUUGAAAUGUGUUUGACUCUGAUGGUGAGAACACAUAGCAGUUGAAUAACUUGAAGAGCAGAAAAUGAAAUUCAAUAAUGCGUGAACCACCCCAAAAUGAACAGUGUGAAGGUUUCGUCUUGUCAGCUUCAUGGUCAGAAAUGAGGAAGGAGUGGGAAUUAUAGUCCAGGAUCAUUUGGUUUCAAUGUCGCCAUGUAGUCAAGGGCCUCGCAUCCAAGAUCCUAACUGAAGAAUGAGUCUCUUCAUCAUUGUAAAGAGCAGCUUUUCUUGUGCCGCCUCUGAUCAUGCUUCACUUUAACUACGAUGUACCUAUGCAGCAUUGCUUCCCCUUUGGGAAUUAGUAAGUCCACUCUUCGGGAAGAAAUGUCUCUGGCGACGAAUUCUCGUUAUUUGAUACAACACUACAUUGUGUUG
Molecule: messenger RNA, 2029 nt
Organism: Populus euphratica (Euphrates poplar)
Lineage: Eukaryota; Viridiplantae; Streptophyta; Magnoliopsida; Malpighiales; Salicaceae
Biological process (GO): regulation of exit from mitosis
Cellular component (GO): nucleus
Source: RefSeq, a predicted model, not a curated record